Molecule: messenger RNA, 2631 nt
Organism: Branchiostoma belcheri (Belcher's lancelet)
Lineage: Eukaryota; Metazoa; Chordata; Leptocardii; Amphioxiformes; Branchiostomatidae
Product: ZP domain-containing protein-like
Exons: 13
Coding region: 319-2442 (707 amino acids)
Cellular component (GO): membrane
Source: RefSeq, a predicted model, not a curated record
GCAUAGUUUGCUUGGAAAAGGCACACGGGAAGGUUAGGAGGUGUUUAGGUUAGUUUUGGACGCACAAGGCGUGAAGAAAAAGUUAAGUUUUGACAGGACUUCGCUCCCCACGAAACCCGAUCAGUCACUUGAGUUGGCCUAAUUUGCAUAACGUCAGAGAGUGUGUGUCAGAGUUAGGGCUGUGAGGCUGUGAGUACAGUCGGCACAGCAAAGGAGAGAAACUUUACAUUUCCGUGACGAAAAAAAGACCAUCGGAUUUACCAAAAGAGCGGGAUUCUUACUUCUGUUAUUCCAGGAGGAUAGAACGGAGGGGGGGAAAUGGCAGAUACCGAGGAAACCGGCGCUGCGGAAAACGGGGGACCGGGCGAGAAGGAAGCGACAAAAACACCCUCCCCAAAACCAGACACAGAAGUCGCUCCCCCCAUUGUCAGCUUAAAAGGUUAUGGCAAAGAUGAUAAGAAAGAAGACCAGCAGGGUGACAAACCGGCGAGGAAGACACAGGUCCACCAGCGUAGAGGAGCCUCCAUGGGCAGACCUGCACCUUCUCCUGCCCAGAAGAAGACAGUGGUUCUGUCAGGAGAGGCGAUGAAGGAUCUGGCCAAACAGGCCAAGGCAACAAAGGAUGAGAGGAGACUACAGCUGGAUGCCAGACACCAGUACAUCUUCACUUCAGCUAUGUUGGUGCUGAUGGUGGCCGUGUCUGUGGCCCUGCCGUCGCUGCUAGUGUCGGGUCAGACAACACCAGUUGCAGACUGGCGGCCCUGUGGCGACUUCCCGUGGGACACCGAUGACGUCACCGUGAGCUGUGACUACACCUACACUGACGUGAAAAGGCCGUGGUCUGGGAACCCCCUAGUUCUACAGGGCCGCUGUACCGUGACCUGCCCGCCAGAAGCCGACAUGUUGGUGGGGCCAGUCUCCAACCCUUAUGGGGACGCAUACGGUUUGAAAGACGGAGCUUACUACUGCAACGUGGGCAACAGCACAUGGAUGGGGUCAGAACCCGUGUGUCUGGGUCAAUACGACAGCUCCACCGUCAUCACGGACGAUACCAACAUGGUUCGGCUGGUGGGGGGAGAGUUCUACGGCUGUGUGGAGAUGUACGAUGACGUCACGGGGCAGUGGGGGCCUGUUAGGGGGUGGAACAUGAAUGCUGGUAGGGAUAACAGGAUUUUCUGGGCCGACUUAGCGUGUAGAGACCUGGGUUUCAGGGAGGGGCUGGCCACACAUGCCUACCAGUUAACAAGUGGAGUCGUUAGUGGCUCUAGUCCCUUACGAUCCCACUACCGCCCCCUCUACCCCUCCGCUGUCCCCAGGUUCGUGGUUUCCCAGACCCUUCCCCAGUGGGAGGGCGCGACUCUGCGUGACGCCAUAGACCGGGUGGACCGAGGAAGCGGUUACACCAUCGACACCAUGUGCCUGGCCUGUGCAGGAGAACGGGACGGUCAACAAGACCUCGCUGCCCAGGUGACCUGCACGUCGGACCACCUGGAGGUGAGUUUCCCACGCCCUCCGGACAACUCAGUACAGGCGGCGGACGUGCAGCUAGCAGCGCCGCCUUGCAGGGCGGAACAGAACUCCACCCACAUCUACAUUCGGACUGCUCUGGGGGAAUGUGGCACUACGAAAGAGGCCACCCUGACAGAGAUGAUCUACCGGAACACUCUGACCGUCGGAGCCAACCCUUCGCACGGCGGCAUCACCUGGCAACUCACUAAGGUGCCGCUGGAGUGCCGCCUGCCGCGGAACAAGACCCUGUCUCUGGACUUCCAGCCUCAUCUCAAGUCCGUUUUCCGGUCCGGCGUGCUGGGCGAGGGCGAGUUCCGGAUUUCCAUGGAGCUGUUUCGGACUAACGGAUUCUGGCGGCCGGUUACGGAAUAUCCGGUAUUUGUGGAAUUGCAUGAGAUGAUCCACGUGCAGAUCCAGGUGAAAUCUAGUGACGCCUACCUUCAGGUGUUCCCUCACACCUGCGUGGCCACGCCUAGCGACGACCCUAGCGACAGGACACGGAAUGACGUCAUAAUCGACGGUUGCGCCAAGCUGCCGACGCUGCAGUUCUACCCGUCGCCCGGUCCGGACAGGGGGCGCUUCGGCUUCCAGGCAUUUGCCUACACCACCGGCGUUCCUACGGUGUACCUGCACUGUGACGUUCUGCUGUGUAAGGCCUUGGACCCGAACUCCCGCUGCGCGCAGGGCUGCCAGACGCCCUCGGGCAGGAGGCGGAGGGAGGCCGAACCCGAGGUCUACCGGCUCAUCCAGGGACCCAUCGUGCUCGGGGACGACCAAACUGGGCGCAAAACCCAGGACCUGGUCACGGUUUCUGCCAUCAUUGGCGCGUGCGCGAUGUUGCUGGCCGCAGCCAUGUUUGGUCUGGGUAUCCUGUACAAGGCACGCCGGGAAGGCAGGCAGUCUGGGUACAGGGUGUUGGAAAACACCGACUGAGUAGGGGACCCCCCCUACACACACACACACAAACACACACACACACACACACACACACACACACACACUUACAUAUGUGCCUCCAAUACUGAUUAAAACACUAACCAACAAGAAUUCCGAGAUCUCAUACCUCCAUGAAAUAUGGGCUUGAUAUGUAAAUGUAAAUUUCUUCUUUAAUUAUGCAAAUGA